ACACAAAAAUUCCAAUUCCCAUCCGUUAACAAACUCUUUCUCAAACAUCAAUUACUUUUCAGUUUCAUCAAUUAACAUGGCUACAGAAGAACCAAUCGUUGCAGUGGAACCAGUUCCCGAGCCAACCAUCGCUGCCGAACCUCCAGCUUUGGAGAAAGAUCAGUCCGAACCAAAGGCUGCUGAAUUAGCAGAGAAGAAGACGAAGAAAGUAGCAAAGGAAUCCAAACCUAAGAAAGUUUCCAAACCACGAAACCCUGCUUCCCAUCCUACUUACGAAGAGAUGAUUAAGGAUGCAAUUGUGUCGCUGAAGGAGAGGACUGGUUCAAGCCAAUACGCAAUUGCGAAAUUCAUCGAAGAGAAACACAAACAGCUUCCUUCAAAUUUCAAGAAGUUAUUGCUUCAGAAUUUGAAGAAGAAUGUUGCUUCUGGAAAACUUGUUAAGGUGAAAGGUUCAUUCAAGCUCUCUUCGGCAACAAAGCCAGCUGCUAAGGUGAAGGCCAAGCCAGCCGCUAAGCCAAAGGCAAAAGCUGUUGUCAAGCCGAAGACCAAAUCUGUUACUGCUAAGCCCAAGGCUGCUGCUGCCACAAAGCCCAAGCCCGCUGCUACCAAGUCAAAAGCUGCUUCUAAGGCCAAAACUGCUGCAAAAGCGAAACCUAAUGCAAAGGUUGCAAAGACAACAGCAAGGACUUCUCCGGGGAAGAAAGUCGCAGCUGCAAAGCCAGCAGCAAAGAAAGUUGCGGCGGCAAAGAAGAAAGCUCCGGUGAAGAGCGUCAAGCCUAAGACUAAGACUGUUAAGUCUCCGGCGAAGAAGGUUUCCGUGAAGAGAGGGGGAAGGAAAUGAGAGUUAGUGUCUUUGUAGCGUUGGCAUUGUAAAGUUUUUUUUUUUUUAACUAUGGUCUUUUAAGUUUUCGGUUUAGUUGCUUGGAAUAGAUUAAUAGUAGUUCAUAAUAAAGUUUUCUUUCUUUCUUUCUUUC
Medicago truncatula (barrel medic) is the source of this 974-nucleotide messenger RNA. Its product is annotated as histone H1. Bases 77 to 841 code for a protein of 254 amino acids. Gene Ontology annotation, biological process: chromosome condensation; negative regulation of DNA recombination; nucleosome assembly. Gene Ontology annotation, molecular function: structural constituent of chromatin; double-stranded DNA binding; nucleosomal DNA binding. Gene Ontology annotation, cellular component: nucleus; nucleosome. The transcript has 2 exons. The record is from RefSeq and is a predicted model, not a curated record. NCBI's taxonomy places the organism in Eukaryota, Viridiplantae, Streptophyta, Magnoliopsida, Fabales, Fabaceae.